Fukomys damarensis (Damara mole-rat) is the source of this 2814-nucleotide messenger RNA. RefSeq names its product cartilage acidic protein 1 (gene Crtac1). The record is from RefSeq and is a predicted model, not a curated record. NCBI's taxonomy places the organism in Eukaryota, Metazoa, Chordata, Mammalia, Rodentia, Bathyergidae. Gene Ontology annotation, biological process: axonal fasciculation. Gene Ontology annotation, molecular function: calcium ion binding. The transcript is spliced from 15 exons. Bases 55 to 1992 code for a protein of 645 amino acids.
AGUGAGCGCCCGCGCUCCGACGCCCCCAGGCGGCGGGGCUGAGAGAGCACAAGGAUGGAUCCCAGCGCUGACCCGGGCAUGUUCAGGAUGUUACUGUUUCUGCUGCUUCUAUGGUUUCUGCCUCCCACUGAGGAGUCUCAGCAGGCUGAACCUAUGUUCAUUGCAGUCACCAACUCAGUUCUGCCCCCCGACUAUGACAGCAACCCGACUCAGCUCAACUAUGGUGUGGCAGUUACUGAUGUAGACCACGAUGGGGACUUCGAGAUCGUGGUAGCAGGGUACAAUGGCCCCAACUUGGUUCUGAAGUACAACAGGGCCCAGAAGAGGCUGGUGAACAUCGCUGAGGAUGAGCGCAGCUCACCCUACUAUGCCCUACGGGACCGGCAGGGCAACGCCAUCGGGGUCACAGCCUGCGACAUUGACGGGGAUGGCCGUGAGGAGAUCUACUUCCUCAACACCAACAAUGCCUUCUCAGGGGUGGCCACGUACACAGACAAGUUGUUCAAGUUCCGCAAUAACCGAUGGGAAGACAUCCUGAGUGACGAGGUCAACAUGGCCCGUGGUGUAGCCAGCCUCUUUGCUGGACGCUCUGUGGCUUGUGUGGACAGAACGGGCUCUGGACGCUACUCGAUCUACAUUGCCAAUUAUGCCUACGGUAAUGUGGGGCCUGAUGCCCUCAUUGAGAUGGACCCUGGGGCCAGUGACCUCUCUCGGGGCAUCCUGGCACUCAGAGAUGUGGCUGCUGAGGCUGGGGUCAGCAAAUACACAGGGGGCCGAGGUGUCAGCGUGGGCCCUAUCCUCAGCAGUAGUGCCUCAGACAUCUUCUGUGACAACGAGAAUGGGCCCAACUUCCUCUUCCACAACCAGGGCAACGGCACCUUUGUAGAUGCUGCAGCCAGUGCCGGUGUGGAUGACCCCCACCAGCAUGGGCGAGGUGUUGCUCUGGCUGACUUCAACCGUGAUGGCAAAGUGGACAUCGUCUAUGGCAACUGGAACGGCCCCCACCGCCUCUACCUGCAGAUGAGCGCCCAUGGGAAGGUCCGCUUCCGGGACAUUGCCUCACCCAAGUUCGCCACGCCCUCCCCUGUUCGCACUGUCAUUGCUGCUGACUUUGACAAUGACCAGGAGCUGGAGAUCUUCUUCAACAACAUCGCCUAUCGCAGUUCCUCAGCCAACCGCCUUUUCCGUGUCAUCCGCAGGGAGCACGGAGACCCCCUCAUCGAGGAGCUCAAUCCCGGUGAUGCCCUGGAGCCUGAGGGCCGGGGCACAGGGGGAGUGGUGACCGACUUCGAUGGAGAUGGGAUGCUGGACCUCAUCUUGUCUCAUGGGGAGUCCAUGGCCCAGCCGCUGUCUGUCUUCCGGGGGAACCAGGGCUUCAGCAACAACUGGCUGAGAGUGGUACCUCGCACCCGGUUUGGAGCCUUUGCCAGGGGCGCCAAGGUCGUGCUGUACACGAAGAAGAGCGGGGCCCACCUGAGAAUCAUUGACGGGGGCUCGGGCUACCUUUGUGAGAUGGAGCCCGUGGCACACUUUGGCCUGGGAAGAGACGAAGCCUGCAGUGUGGAGGUGACGUGGCCGGAUGGCAAGAUGGUGAGCCGGAGCGUGGCCAGUGGGGAGAUGAACUCAGUGCUGGAGAUCUCCUACCCCCGGGAGGAGGACAGACCUCAGAACCCAGCCCCAUUGGAGUGCGGCCAAGGAUUCUCCCAGCAAGAAAAUGGCCACUGUGUAGACACCAAUGAGUGCAUCCAGUUCCCAUUCGUGUGUCCUCGAGAUAAGCCCGUGUGUGUCAACACCUAUGGAAGCUACAGGUGCAGGACCAACAAGAGGUGCAGUCGGGGCUACGAGCCCAAUGAGGAUGGCACAGCCUGUGUGGCUCAAGUGGCCUUUUUAGGUGGGUAUUCUUCGACUGCCUUUAGAAUCUCUGAGCCUCUCUCUUGGGCCUCGUAUCUUUCUGUAGGACUUGGACUUUGCCUUCAGUUAUAUGCACUUUAAAUCCCAUCAAUAAAGGAAAAAAACAAAACAAACUAAUAACCUUUGUGAAAAACUAAAUCUCUCUCCUGCUGCCUGUCUUUCUCUGCACCCAGUAGACUCUGCCUCAUGCUCCCUCUGAAUGGACAGCAGAGGUGGCCAUCUCUGAAAAGGGAAGUUUGGGAGAUACUCCUACAGCCAUAGUUGUUUGUGAAGCCUUUCUUUGCACGUUUUCUGAGAAAACAAAAAAGGAAAGUCUCCCAUGUUCCCCAUCCAACCUCCCCCAUCCCUUCAAAAGAAUCAAGACAGUCCUGUCUCUUCUGUUUCUUCUAGUACCUUGGGAGUUUAUUUUGCCCUUAACAAACAUGGCUCUCAGGUGGUCGCUUGCUCGGUUGAUUGGAUAAUGCAUCGUGUGCCCGCUGCUUUGGCCUGUGCUGUUGCUGCUUUGUGUGCCCUGAAUUCCUGUGGUAGCAAAAGCCUUAUUGGGGUUGAUGGUGAUGAUGGGAGGGCAAAGGGUGGCCCUUUGGGACUCUUGAUAAAAAUGUUAAAGUUUGAACUUGCUAAGUCUUCUAGUCUCUUUUCUGGAGAAAUAUGCCAAUAAAUUAUCUACUAGAUAUUAGCACCUAGCUGGUAGGGGGAAAAUGUGAGAAAGUAGAUGCUAGUUGGAAUGCUGAAUUAGCAGCAGGCCUCCCCACCAGGAGGUGAUUGGAAGACAAGUCUUGAUAUAAGGAAAGCACAACUCCCAGGCAAGAACAGUGAUUUGGGUGUAUGCAACAAUCUUCACAUUUGGGGAACCAGGGUUUGGACCAGAAAUGUGUGUGGAAUGAGCAAGGACAGACAUAGGAG